CGCAUUGAACUUCUUCCUCUGCAACAAGAGCGCGCAUACAAACACCCACCCAAAUAACUUUGCGGUGUGUCUAAUGCACUCCAGCCGGACUUGCGAACAUCGGCUAUUGACUUUGCCCGGAACAGCGAUCGGAGCGGAAAAAAAGAUAAUGCCGAGGAGCACCACAGUGCGUCGUCCUUUGGGGUCCCCUGUCCUCAUCUCAAGCGGAGAGGACGCCGUAGACAACACAAACUCCGAAAGAGACUCCUCAUCCUCGGAUGGUUCUCUCAAGACCUCCUGAUCCAGGGCAGCACUGGUCGCCAUGGCAACGCCGGCGUACAUCCCGGUGGAGUCCAACCAGUCAGUGACGUUCACGUCCGUCUUCAACGCCAGUUGCCGCUUUGACGAGGAGUUCAAGUACAUCCUGCUGCCCGUCUCCUACACGCUUGUUUUCGUGGUGGGCUUGGCGCUCAACGCCACUGCCCUGUGGACCUUCAUCAAGAUGCGCCCAUGGAACCCCAGUACCGUCUUCAUGUUCCACCUGGCGCUCUCUGACUUCCUGUACGUGCUAUCGCUGCCCACGCUCAUCUACUACUACGCCAACCGCAGCCAUUGGCCCUUUGGUGUGGCGGCGUGCAAAAUGGUGCGCUUCCUAUUCUACGCCAACCUCUACUGCAGCAUCCUAUUGCUAACCUGCAUCAGCCUGCACCGCUACAUGGGCAUCUGCCACCCCAUCAAGGCACUCAGCUUGGUCAAACCUCGCCACGCCCACCUGGCGUGCGCCGCCGUGUGGGCGGCGGUGGCGGUCUGCUUGGUGCCCAACUUGGUGUUCGUCACUACAUCCAGGCGAGACAACGACACGUUGUGCCAUGACACCACCAGCCAGGAUUCCUUCGAGGAGUACGUGGACUACAGCUCGGUUGUCAUGACGCUUCUGUUCGGCGUGCCCUUCCUGGUCAUCGUGGCGUGUUACUGCCAAAUGGCGCGCACCUUGUGCCGACCCCGGAGAGGUUUGUUGGCCAACCAGGUGUCGCGGCAGAAGUCCGUCAAGCUCAUCGUGGUGGUGCUGAUCGUCUUCGCCGUCAGCUUUGUGCCCUUCCACGUCACGCGCACCGUCUACUACACGGCCCGCGUGUUGCAGCUGGAUUGCCGCACCCUCAACAUCGUCAACUUCACUUACAAGAUCACAAGGCCGCUCGCCAGCGUCAACAGCUGCAUCGACCCCAUUUUGUACUUCCUGGCCGGCGACCAUUACCGCACCAAGCUGUUUUCUGUGCUGACGGGGAAAAGACAGGCCACCACGAGCCAAGCGCCUGCUCAGGCUGCGGCCAAUAAGAACGCGAGUAUCGCUCUGGCCUACUUGAACUUGGAAGCUAAAGUCAAGCGCGAAGCGCAAAAGAUGUAGAAAUUAGAACGAUUGUUUUUUGUUUUGCACUGACAGCCGAGUCAAUUCUGCAAUUGACAUCAACUUGGACAUACAGUUGCUAGCCUAGCAAGGACAAGCUGGAGAAAAUGGAUUGUAAAAAAAACUUUCACUGUAGCCUUUGAGUAGAUUGUGUUACUUUUACUGUAUUCAAACAGAAACAGCUUUGAAAUAGUGUCCUUUUCACAUUGGAGCUCAUGUUGCAGGUGUACCUAAUGUUGUGACCUGUGAACUGCAGCUGCCAGCUGCUUUUGUCUUUCACUUGAACAUCUGUUCAUUUGCUCUCUCAACGAGGGGCGCAAACGGGGGUGGAACGUCGACUAUCUGGAACUGACUCCUCCAAACCUCCUACACAUGAUUCCUCUAUUAGCUUUGGGACUUGGAGUCGGUCGGGAAAACAGUGUUGAAGCUUAGUCGGCCAAAAUCUGAAAAUAUCUUUUACAUAAGAAAAUUCACCCUGGUCUUGAUAUCAUGACAUUAAGGCUGCAAAUGUUGUUGUGGUCUUGGCCGUGUUGUUGUUCCGUGAGGGAUGCCUGUCGUGAUUUUUGCUAGUCAUUGGCAGAAAACAUAAAAGAAAAUGUUAAAAACUUGGAGGACAGUUAUUGAGAGUUGAGGCUUAUUUAAAAUGUUGAAAACAAUCCACGUUUUAAAAAUGUAUUUAUUCAUUUUUUAUAUUAUUAUUCCCUUUAUUCCGGACUGGCCCAUCAGACGUGACCUGUCUAAAGACAUUUUCCUCAUGAAUAAUGUCUGACCCCAAAGGUUUAUGAUCCGAAUUGCCUUUACACAAGCCACUCUUCAAAUUUCGAAACAGCUCAGCUGCACCCCCUAACGGUUUUGUUAUAAAAUACAUCUGUGCGAUCUGAAUUAUCAGUUAAGAAAACUGAGUGUGAAUUUAAAAUGUCGGAGAUGUGUAAUCUAGAGUUCAUUAUAGGCUGUGUCUAGACAUUUAUUUGAUAUUUGCUGCGUCUGUCUAAAUAACAAUUGUUGUUAAGUGACAGAACAACAUCUUGGACAUUGGAUUGACCAAUUAAGUUCUGCUUUAGCCGACAAACGCGAUACAGUUGUUUUAAUUCCAGAUUUUCUUCAAGGCUCGUCUUUAGAGGCACAUUGGUCUUGAGUAUUAGUAUUUAUUAUUCUGCAAGACGGCGUGAGUGAGAAAAAAAGAUGUGAUGUUCUUAGAUUUCUGCGCUCAAGGACAUGAAGGACUAUUAUGAUCAAAAACUUGAUUCGUGACAUUUGCAGGAGAAAAAAAAACAUGUUUCCUUUUUGUGUCCUUCCACAAGUAUGAGAAAAUAAAUUGGCUGUCGGGAGCACGUGUCACACGUCUAUUCAGCGCAAAUAGCCUCGCCUUUCCGCGCCACACUAUUCACCGCAAAAUACAUUUCCCUCAGAUUUAAAUCCAUUUAGUCGGAGGACCUUCAGGUAUAUUUUCACUUUUUUUACGCUAUAGAAAUGCCAAUAAAUGUCAAUAAUGUUGUGAAGUCCAUCAUGAGGGACCUUUUUUUUUUUUUUACUAUUAUUAAAGUGUUUAGU
Syngnathus acus (greater pipefish) is the source of this 2935-nucleotide messenger RNA. RefSeq names its product pyrimidinergic receptor P2Y4 (gene p2ry4). Gene Ontology annotation, cellular component: plasma membrane. The transcript is spliced from 2 exons. The coding region runs from base 302 to 1384 and encodes 360 amino acids. Gene Ontology annotation, biological process: G protein-coupled receptor signaling pathway; transepithelial chloride transport. Gene Ontology annotation, molecular function: G protein-coupled UTP receptor activity; G protein-coupled purinergic nucleotide receptor activity. The record is from RefSeq and is a predicted model, not a curated record. Lineage: Eukaryota; Metazoa; Chordata; Actinopteri; Syngnathiformes; Syngnathidae.